AUGGCUGCUUUCACGUGUACUUCUCGUCUUCCGAUUUCUCUCCGGUCGGAGAUGAGGAUCGCCUCCUCAACGACGGUAUCACUCUCCACUCGACAGAUGUUCUCUGUGUUACCGGAAUCUGGAGGAUUGAGGACUCGCGUCUCUUUAUCUUCGGUCUCCAAGAAUUCCAGGGCUUCUCGAUUACGGCGAGGCGUCGUCUGCGAAGCUCAGGAAACUGCUACAGGGAUUCCUGUGGUCAACGAUUCAACAUGGGAGUCUCUAGUUCUCAAAGCUGAUGAGCCUGUUCUUGUGGACUUUUGGGCACCAUGGUGUGGACCCUGCAAAAUGAUAGAUCCCAUUGUGAAUGAACUAGCACAACAGUACACUGGGAAGAUCAAGUUCUACAAACUAAACACAGAUGAUUCUCCUACAACCCCGAGCACGUACGGUGUUAGAAGCAUCCCAACCAUCAUGAUCUUCGUCAAGGGAGAGAAGAAAGAUACAAUCAUCGGCGCAGUGCCUAAAGCCACACUAGCAUCCAGCAUCGACAAAUUCUUGCAGUGA
Messenger RNA from Microthlaspi erraticum, 543 nucleotides. The record is from the annotation of a GenBank genome assembly. NCBI's taxonomy places the organism in Eukaryota, Viridiplantae, Streptophyta, Magnoliopsida, Brassicales, Brassicaceae.